Molecule: messenger RNA, 827 nt
Organism: Nanorana parkeri
Lineage: Eukaryota; Metazoa; Chordata; Amphibia; Anura; Dicroglossidae
Gene: CBX1
Product: chromobox 1
Exons: 5
Coding region: 55-588 (177 amino acids)
Biological process (GO): chromatin organization; negative regulation of transcription by RNA polymerase II
Cellular component (GO): pericentric heterochromatin; nucleus
Molecular function (GO): chromatin binding
Source: RefSeq, a predicted model, not a curated record
CACUAAACCAGCAAACUGGCUACCGCUACGGGAAAAAAGCAAAACAAAAAAAAAAUGGAAGAAGUAGUUGACGAAGAGGAAGAAGAAUACGUGGUUGAAAAGGUGUUGGAUCGGCGGGUUGUUAAAGGAAAAGUUGAAUAUCUUUUAAAGUGGAAAGGUUUUUCUGAUGAAGACAACACAUGGGAGCCUGAGGAGAACCUGGAUUGUCCAGAUCUGAUUGCCGAGUUCCUGCAGUCACAGAAAUCUGCACACGAGUCGGAGAGGUCGGAAGGAAAACGCAAAGCAGAUUCAGACAAUGAGCCUGUUGUGGGUGAAGAGAGCAAGCCCAAGAAGAAGAAAGAAGAGACCCCUGAUAAGCCCCGUGGAUUUGCUAGGGGCUUAGAGCCAGAAAGGAUCAUUGGAGCCACAGACUCAAGUGGAGAGUUAAUGUUCCUGAUGAAAUGGAAGAGCUCAGAUGAAGCCGAUCUUGUCCCAGCAAAGGAAGCUAAUGUGAAGUGUCCCCAAGUGGUGAUCUCGUUCUACGAGGAGCGGCUCACGUGGCAUUCUUACCCAUCAGAGGAUGAUGACAAAAAGGAAGACAAAAGCUAAAUGCCACAUACAGCUAUUACUACAACUGAUGGACCGAGGGGUCGUUCAUCAGCCUGGGGAGGGGGACGUGAGGAUGUCUGCAGGAUUCAGUAUUUCUUGCAUAGCUGAAGGUGUUUCAUGAGUGUAGCCCAGGAAACAAUGCACCCUGGACAUUUCUUCUCCGCUUCCCUUCUAGUGUUACAAACUCUGCAUUUUUUACUGAGUAGCAUGUUUUGUUUGGCUGUUAGUGAUGUUUGUUU